Molecule: messenger RNA, 580 nt
Organism: Micropterus dolomieu (smallmouth bass)
Lineage: Eukaryota; Metazoa; Chordata; Actinopteri; Centrarchiformes; Centrarchidae
Product: cytochrome c oxidase subunit 7A2, mitochondrial
Exons: 4
Coding region: 121-375 (84 amino acids)
Biological process (GO): regulation of oxidative phosphorylation; mitochondrial electron transport, cytochrome c to oxygen; mitochondrial respirasome assembly
Source: RefSeq, a predicted model, not a curated record
UACGCCACAGAUGCGUCUAGUCUGCCGGAAACAAGAACAAGAAGAAGAAGAAGCUGAAAGCGGAAGUGGAGUUUUCCGGUGUCCUUGUGUGAGAGAGGCGACUGCGUACAGACUGUGAAGAUGAACAGUUACAGACACUUAUUUGCGCUCCAGCAGGUGGCGCGGCGGACCUUCACCAGCUCUGCCCGCCGACAGGUCGACAACAAAGUCCCACAGAAACAGAAGGCGUUUCAGGAGGAUAACGGGAUGCCAGUUCACUUAAAAGGAGGCACCGUCGACGCUCUGUUGUACAGAACAACGAUGACCCUCACUGUCCUGGGAGCUGCGUAUGUUGUGUAUGAACUGGUGAAGGCAGCGUUCCCUCAGAAGAAAUAACGACUCCGCUGCUUCAGCCGUUUACUUCCACUUUAAAAACAGGCCAGCCGCUCUGUUGUAUAGAAAGAUGAUGAUCCUUCGUCUGUGCCGGGCUGCGUGUUUCCUGUCAUGGUGGGAUAUUGUUUCACGUUCAUGGGAUCAAUAUUUAUUUCUUGUAAUCUCUCUGAUGACAUCAAUUAAAAAAAAAUGCCUCUCAUGACUAAAA